Messenger RNA from Monopterus albus (swamp eel), 1784 nucleotides. It is a transcript of the gene cyp11c1, whose product is annotated as cytochrome P450, family 11, subfamily C, polypeptide 1. The record is from RefSeq and is a predicted model, not a curated record. The transcript has 8 exons. Gene Ontology annotation, molecular function: monooxygenase activity; heme binding; oxidoreductase activity, acting on paired donors, with incorporation or reduction of molecular oxygen. Gene Ontology annotation, biological process: glucocorticoid biosynthetic process; cellular response to peptide hormone stimulus; cortisol metabolic process. Gene Ontology annotation, cellular component: mitochondrial inner membrane. NCBI's taxonomy places the organism in Eukaryota, Metazoa, Chordata, Actinopteri, Synbranchiformes, Synbranchidae. The coding region runs from base 6 to 1784 and encodes 592 amino acids.
UUUGGAUGAGAACACAGCUGGUUUGCACUAUGAGGAGCAUGUACACCCCAGUGACAGUGUGUGUCAGAGCACAGGGCACCUGUGGCUCCACAAAUCUGCUUUGUGGUGUCAUGCUGCAAAGAGCUUUUUGUAUGACUGCAGCAGAGACAGUGGCAAAGUCAGAGAGGAGUAAAGGAGUUAGAAAAAGGGGUGUGGAUGGACGAGUACGGCGCUUUGAGGAGAUCCCUCACACGGGCAGGAGUGGUUGGAUCAACCUGUUGAAGUUCUGGAGAGAAGGCCGUUUUGGGCAAAUUCACAAACAUAUGGAGCGCACCUUCAGCGCCCUUGGCCCCAUCUACAGGGAGCACGUGGCCACGCAAAGCAGUGUGAACAUCUUUCUUCCAUCCGACAUCGGUGAGCUGUUUCGCUCUGAGGGCCUGUACCCUGAACGGAUGACCGUGCAGCCUUGGGUGACGCACAGGGAGAUACGCCAUCACAGCAAGGGAGUCUUCCUCAAGAAUGGUGAGGAGUGGCGAGCUGACCGUCUACUGCUCAACAAAGAGGUGAUGAUGAAUGUGGCCGUGCAGCGCUUUCUCCCUCACCUUGAUGAGGUGGCGAGGGACUUCUGUCGAAUGCUGCAGGCGAGAGUGGAGAAGGAGGGAAGAGUCGUGGAAGGGAAACAAAGUCUGACCAUUGAACCCAGUUCUGACCUCUUUCGCUUUGGGCUGGAAGCCAUUUGCCAUGUGCUCUAUGGGGAGCGCAUGGGCCUCUUCUCCUCAUCUCCCUCCAUGGAGUCUCAGAAGUUCAUCUGGGCUUUGAAGCAGAUGCUGGCAACCACCAAUCCUCUUCUUUACCUGCCCCAUCGCCUGCUGCUCCGCGUCGGUGCUCCGCUGUGGGUCCAGCACGCCAGUGCAUGGGACUACAUCUUCUCUCAUGCGGAUGUGAGGAUCCAGAGGGGAUACCAGCGCCAGUCAUCCUCCCGGGGUCGAAGGUCUGAGGCUGGAGCAGCUGGAGACCGCCACACUGGGGUUCUGGGCCAACUCCUAGAGAAAGGACAACUAUCUAUGGACCUGAUCAAAGCCAACAUGACUGAGCUGAUGGUUGGAGGGGUCGACACGACAGCUGUGCCCCUGCAGUUUGCUCUGUUUGAGCUGGCCCGCAACCCAGAGGUGCAGGAGAAGGUGAGGCAGCAGGUGAUCGAGUCUUGGGCGCAGGCGGCUGGUGACCUUCAGAAAGCUCUGCAGGGGGUGCCACUGCUAAAAGGCACUGUCAAAGAGACCCUUAGGUACAUAAAACUCAAGAAUCCUUCCAGUGGCUCACAAAUGGGCACACCAGGCAUUAUGCAAGUUUUUUUUUUUUUGUUGGCCACCUGCAUACACCCACACACACAUAUCUCUUCAUUGUUUAUGCACCCUGUUGCCUCCAAGUUCAUAUCAAGUACACAUCACAGAGCACACUAUGGCUGGCCCCAAUCCCAGAAACUAACAAUGGUCCAGGUCUGUCUUUACCCCCUGGGAAGGAGUGCAGAGGUGUUUGACGAUCCAGAGCGCUUUGACCCUGAGCGGUGGUGCAGCAUUAGAGAAGGUGGCCAGAGACCGGAGUUGGGGUUUCGCUUCAUGGCUUUCGGUUUAGGGGCAAGGCAAUGUGUCGGACGGAGGAUUGCUGAGAAUCAGAUGCAGCUCUUACUCAUGCGUGUCCUGCUGAGCUUCCAUCUCAGCGUGCAGUCCUCAGAGGACGUCAAGACCACAUUCGCCUUCCUCCUCCAGCCUGAGACUCCGCCGAGGAUCACGUUCAGCCGGAUCUGA